Cydia splendana is the source of this 1797-nucleotide messenger RNA. It is a transcript of the gene Arp8, whose product is annotated as actin-related protein 8. Lineage: Eukaryota; Metazoa; Arthropoda; Insecta; Lepidoptera; Tortricidae. The record is from RefSeq and is a predicted model, not a curated record. Gene Ontology annotation, biological process: regulation of DNA-templated transcription; double-strand break repair. Gene Ontology annotation, cellular component: Ino80 complex. Bases 82 to 1770 code for a protein of 562 amino acids. The transcript has a single exon.
AUUGUUUACUCGACAAGAAGAUUGGUUUUAUGAAGAAACAGCAUAUGUUCAAUUAACGAACAGCCAUAACUUUAUUUCAAAAUGAGUAUGCCGUCACACGACGCCGGCCCAGAGCAGUUCCACCAAUUUCCAUCCAAUAGGAUCAUCGUAAUACACCCCGGAUCCCUUUACGUCCGCAUCGGACGAGCCUCCGACCUCCUGCCAGUGAAGCAACUCCACUGUAUCGCGAGGAAACGUCGACCCGGAGGCAAAAUCUAUCGCGAUCCUUUCGUACCGCCGAGCGUGCCGAAAACUAAAGAACUGAUUGAGGAAUUAGAGGAAUGCCGUCUACAAAUAUCGCAUACGUUGCAGUCUUGUAUGCAGUCCAACGGGGCGCGGCGGUACGCUACACCUCCACAGCAAAUCGCUGCUUUUAACCGCAGAUCUUUACCGGAAACUGUCAGCGACGGAGAACCAUGGGCUCAAGUGGAAUGCGACAUCGUCGUCGGCGACCUAGUCUUAGAUAUAGACCCAGAUUUACCUUUCAACAUACAUUUCCCGUACAGAAGAGGUGAUUUUAACAUACACUCUGAAGUUGGAGGCUCAAUAUCAUCAGUACUCAAUGAUUUAUACAUAAUUUGGAGUUCCAUAAUAGAACAUAAGCUUGGAAUACCUUUGAUAGAACUCAUAAAGUACCGAUGUGUACUUUUAAUACCUGAUUUAUAUUCUAGGGGCCAUUUGAAAUAUCUGAUGUCUCUACUUUUGAAGGAUUUGGGGUUUGGUCAUUGCUUUUUGGUACAAGAAAGUGUUGGAGCCACAUUUGGGGCUGGAAUAGGAUCGGCAUGUGUAGUUGACAUAGGUGACCAGAAAACUGCCAUAUCCUGUGUCGAAGACGGUAUCUCUCAUAAAACUACGAGAUUACGGAUGGAUUACGGAGCUGGUGAUGUAUGCCAAGCUUUAUCAUGGAUGUUUCAUAAAAGCGCAUUCCCUUAUAAAAAUUGGAAUGAAAACAUACCAAGAGAUGUAGUUUUAAUGAGGAAUCUGUAUGAAAACUUCUGUCACGUAAACUUAGAUGUCUGUGGUCCGCUAGAAAAAUCAUUUCUAGUUGAUCAUCCAGGGGAUAUUGUCAAUAAAUACACGCUGCAAGUCGGGGACGAAUGCAUCAUAUCUCCUCUAUCAAUGUUCUACACGGACCUGCUAAAGAUAACAGGCUUGAAGGCAACUAAAAUACAGAACCGACAGCCUAGUGACCCAGAAGAUCCGUUUGACGCUGAAUUUCUAAGGGAAACUGGCAGAAAGCGAGAAACAGCAGACCCUAGUGCGAAUGAAAGUCAGCAGUUCGAAGCUGUUAACGAGAGUCAGCUAGCGACAAACCCGGAUGAAGAUAUUGUAGUAGAUACUUUAGAAGUAGGCCCCGGAGAUGCCGUCUUCGCUCCCGGUCAAGUUUUAGCUUUAGACGCAGCCAUAUUGCAAAGUAUUGACCGAGCUAGCAGCGAGGAAUUGAAACGUAAGAUGUACAGCAGUAUUUUAAUUGUUGGUGGAGGUGUUAAAAUUCAUGGAUUGUCCAUGUGGUUGCAGAAUAGACUAGCGUUACAAAUACCUUACGCUUACAAGACUGAACAGCUAGAAAUUGUGACAUCCCCGAAAGAUAUUGAUCCUGCUAGUACAGUAUGGAAGGGUGCUGCAGUUAUGUCAUGUUUGGAGUCGGCCAUGGAGCUAUGGAUUAAUCAGACGGAGUGGAAUAAGUUUGGUUUACGGAUACUUAGGGAAAGAGCACCAUUUAUUUGGUAGCCUUAGGAAUAAAUACUUUAAGGAUUA